Penicillium oxalicum is the source of this 1605-nucleotide messenger RNA. RefSeq lists its product as uncharacterized. The transcript has 3 exons. Lineage: Eukaryota; Fungi; Ascomycota; Eurotiomycetes; Eurotiales; Aspergillaceae. The record is from RefSeq and is a predicted model, not a curated record. Bases 1 to 1605 code for a protein of 534 amino acids.
AUGGAUAAGGAUCUGCCAACGACAGCCAUCUCCCACUGGUAUCGAGGAGAACGUUCCAAUGACUUUGAAAAUGCAGAAAUUGCCUUUGAGAAUGCUCGGAAGAAAUUUGAAGCAGAUGGAACCCGAGAUUCUCGGAAAAAGGACCAACUCCGCAUGUUGAAUGUGGCAACAAUGGACGACCUUUUGCAUGCGGUGAAGGACGCACAAGAGAACUUUCGUCAAAAUCGAACUGGGUCUGCUUAUGGACGAUAUAUGAAUCAGCUUGCGGAAAAGAUCCAUUAUUAUGGAAACAUUAUGGAUGUCCUUGUGCAACAUCAUCCCGAGUUCACCUCCUUGGCGUGGGGUGCAAUGAAACUUCUGGUUGGGGCAAUUGUAGAGCACAAAACGACCGGACUGACCAUCGCAAAUGGCUUAGUGGAUAUCGCAGACGCUCUGUCCCGUGCUAAGCUAGCAGUCUAUCUAUACCAAACUUCGUCGAUCAAGCAAUUAUUUGCAUCUCUAUAUGCCCAUAUUAUACGAUUUCUGCUACGUGCGUUAGAAUGGUAUGAAGAGGGAUCUUUCAAACGCGCUAUUCAUGCUGUCACCAAGCCCGCCGCCCUUCGGUACAACGAUAUCAUUCACGACAUCAAUAGUACCACCGACAAAAUGAUGGCCCACGCGGUCGCAGGUAGCCAGGUGGAGCAGCGCGACAUACAUCGCAGAUUUCUCAAGGUCCAACGCACCGUCGAGGAGAAUGCAUUGUCGAACACGACGGGUCAAGCGGAGAUAUUGCAAAAACUUCAAGACUUGUACAAUCUUGUUGCCAUCUCACGGGCCGAGCAAGCGGGAAUUUCUCGCGCUGUAUUCAGCAUUCAAUCAGCUCAAGCACUUCAGGUCAUACACGCCCAGUGCUCCAUCGACCAUCAAAGCUGUCUGCAAAUGUCCAUCGGUCUCCGCAAUCAUCAUCGCCGCACAUUGAGAACCAAGACAACGCCCUUUUGGAAGACACCUCGCCUGCAAGCGUGGAAUCGAUCAUCCACUUCCUUACUUUUGCCCGUUCAAGUCCGGAUAGCCGAUCGAUUGGUUGCUCAAGAUUUCUGCACGAAUAUUGUCGAACAGCUUCUCCAUAACAGGAUAGCCAAUCUCUGGGUCCUGCCCCACCAAAGCGAAUGUCAUCCUGUGAUGGCCACACUCAAGAGUCUCAUUUAUCAGACCGUGACUGUGAUCGAUUCCAUGGGCUCGAAGAGCAAUAUUCUCCAACAUAUGGAUCGGUUUAAUUAUGCGGUCCUUGUGGAAGACUUCCUGGAUGUCCUUGCCGGGCUCCUCCGCUCGUUGACAGUAGUGUAUAUGAUUGUGCAGCUGCAAGCCAUUGACCCACAAUACUCCGCUGAUUUUAUCUCUUGCCUCCACCGCUUAAUUCAGAAGAUGUCUGAUACUGGCUCACCAACUGUGCUCAGAAUACUCGUCCUCAGCUGGAGUCCCAAAAGUCCAUUGUUUGAGGAGGGCGGGACUCGACCACUCAAGCUGUUGAUGCGUGAAAACUCUCGACGUCGAGGACAGUUGAUGCCAAGACAGCCUCUUUCUCUACCAGUGGAACCUUGUGGGGACGCGGCCACCGAGUCUUGA